Messenger RNA from Sordaria macrospora k-hell, 3729 nucleotides. RefSeq lists its product as uncharacterized. The record is from RefSeq and is a predicted model, not a curated record. NCBI's taxonomy places the organism in Eukaryota, Fungi, Ascomycota, Sordariomycetes, Sordariales, Sordariaceae.
AUGACCAUGUCUUCCUCACGAACAAAGGACACCUUCAAGGACACCAAUACCAAUACCAACACCAACAACGACAACCCAAACCGUAAAACCCGAAGAAAGUCAAAAAGUCUCCGACUCUCCCAGAAACUCCGUGGCAUCGGCAAAGAGCUGCGAUUACGACGAGUUUCUGUCGACAACAACAACAACAACAACAACAACAACAACAACAACAACGGCAAACAACGACAACGAGAGUCGAUAGUACAGGAAUCGUCACCACAGGAGGACGGGGAGUAUAGGAUUGUUCAUACACCCGAUCGACCAACGCGGUUCGUAUCGCCGAUCGAGGCGCCGACCGAAGACGAUUGUUACGAGGCAAUUAGAAGUUGGCAGAGGGGUGCUGCUCAACAACAGCAGCAGAGUGUAGGAGGAGAAGAACGAACGGACACAGAGGAAGGACGAAGAGGAAGAGGGACCGACGACGACGAUAACGACCGAAGUAGUGGUGGCCCUUUUGUCCCUGAACCCAGAGACGAUGAUGAUCUCAAGACUCCGAAGGAUGGGAAGGAUGGGACGAAGUGGUGGGAAUUACAAGAUGUCUUUGGGGCUGGGGCUGAGGGGUAUACGUCGGAGAUGGGAAUGGGAGCACAAGAGGUGGGAUUGGGAGGUGGGAUGAAUCCUUUUCACUUCACAGCCCUGCUACCCAAGACAUACAACGCGAACGAGUCUGGCAGCAAGAACGAUGGCUUCAACGGAGCCAAUACAAACUACUACAGUCAACCUACCCAAGAAGAGUACACGCCGUCUGUUUAUAGUCCACAGUAUUCGCCAUCAAGAUCUCAAAGCCCAAAAAUCCCAGGGGCAGUUACUCCCACACCCGAGAUGUUUCCUAAGACACCUACGGGGACUACUACUUCCGGAAGUCAAGUACCGGUGCCAGUAACCAAACCUCCAACCGCAGCUCCAGCUCCAGAGCCAUUACUUGGUACUUCUACCCAGAAUACUCAACCCAGCUGUACUCGCACUAUUCUCGACAUCGACAAUGAACCCCUUUCCGAUGCACCGCCAGGAGGCCGCUACUUUGACGUAGACGAGGAGUACUCUACCAGCAGCACCAGCAACGGAAAACCGUCGAUGGAUAAUACAGGUAAUAGUGGAAGGGAAUUUCAGACUCUCUCACCAAAUUUCACCAUCUUGAACCAGACACAAGCGCAGACACAGACACAGACGCAAACACUACACUCUGAACUUCUGAAGCUUGUAUAUAAGCAAAGUCAGGAACAAGAACGAAAGGGAAGCGGACAGAGCGGAGAAAGCGGAAACAGUGCUUUUUAUAGCGCGUUUACGUCCACUUCUUCGAGGGCGGGGACGCCUGAUGUUAGACCCCCUUCGAGACGGGGAGAGGAACCACAACAGUCACAACCAGUCUCAAGUCUAAGAUUUACAGGAACUGGAAAAUUAAAAGGAACAGACACAGGGACAGGAACAGAAACGAAAGCGGGAUCAGGUGCAGGAUCACAAACACCAGCAACUCCCCACCCAAACCCAAGCCCAAAACCAAGCCCAAAACCAAAGCCAAAGCAAACCCAACCCCAACCCAAGAUAUCAAAACCACCAAUGACACCACCCCGCGGUUUUCUGAAAGAUAGAAGACCGUAUGUUUCUCCUUCCGGUACUUCCUCUUCUAAGCCUCUACCACAAGUACCGCCAAAGACUCCUGAAAAACAGCCAAUGUUCUUACUCAACGGUCUCGAUUUCAUUCCGAGUAGACCUGUUCCUCCUAUUCCCAAUCAAACUCCCCUGAAGCCAAGGGUAAAGAUGGGAACAGCGCUGGGACCGACGUUGGGAGCAGGAAGGCAAGCAGGAUAUCCCGAUUUUAAGCCAUCAAGACCAGUUCCUACUCCCACUCCUACUUCCACGAAGCCAAAGAAUAAUUCUAUGGUGAGUUCAGGGAUGGGAGGGAUGGGAGAAACCAGAGGGCAAAUGGGAGAACACAUGGGAGGACAUAUCGCCGGGACAAUGAGCAUAUCAUCACUCUCAUCGCUUACCUCACUUACAGGAAGUGGAGGGUCAGUAACGCCGUCUCAGGUUUCUCCUCCGAAGAUGAAGCCGAAGAUUGUUUUUCCUGCUCCUCAUCCUGCUCCUCCCCGUCCUGCUAGUGGUGGUGCUGGUGCUGUUGCUGCUCCAGCUCCUUCGUCUUUUCCAUCCGGAGAGGGAGAGGGAGAAGGAGGCGGGUUGUUUACCCUGCCGGCGACGGUGUAUAGUGGUAAUAAGAGCAAGGCUAAGAUGCCGGUUGUUGUGUCUAUCCAGAGCAAGAGCCAGAAUCGGAGCCAGAACAAGCGGCAGGAACAAACACAAACCCAGCAAACCUCCUCUGACUUCUCCCAAUAUUUCCACCCAGGGGCAAGAAUAAGUGAUCCCUUCAUUGACCCCCCAAUGACGACGACGACGACGACGACGACGACGAGCGACGUGGAUACCUACAGGUAUAGCAUGCUUGAUGAUGAUGACGAUAGCAGGUUUUCCGUGGCAAUGGUUAAUGGGGUAUAUAACCCAGGGCAGGCUCAUGCUUGGAAAGAGACGAUGUCAGUGAUGGGUCAAAUUGGGAUGCAGAAACAGGAACGGGGGAUGGAAAGGCAGAUGCAGAUGCAAAUGCAGAAACCGAAAUUGAUUCGGGUGCAGAGUCAGAAACAGCGGAGAGAGGCGAGAGAGAGAGUUCAGGGGAAAGAGGGGGAGGGGGAGGGGAAGGGGCAGAUGCAAGUACAUGGAGAGAUCCCUCAACAGACUCAGGCACAGUUAUUACAACAAGAGGAGGCCCAGAGAGAGAUCAACUCAAAGACUUCUUCUCGUCAAACUCCUCUUCCUCUUCCUCCUCAAGCCUACCAACCCCGGUCGACACCACCACCCCAAACUCCAUCUCCUCGGUAUCUUGUGUUCCCACCCCAACAACCACAACCACAACCCCCAUUACGCUCUCAACCUCAAUCUCAGACCCAGAAACUACAACCCGCACCCGUACCUGUACCAUCUCCCUCACCCCAUCCCUCUCCAUCCGUCUCUCUCCUCAAGCUCAUCUACCCCGGAGGUCCUUUUCCCCAGUAUCAUCAUGAUAUCACCCCUACUCUUUCCCAAAAUAUCUCUACAACCUCUCCACUUCCUCAAACCCCUCCAUCUCACUCUCGUCUUCAUCAAAGCCCAACUCAAACCCUCACUCAAAACCUCACUCCUCCUCGCCAGGAUCAAAUCCACCCUUCAUUCCGCAAACAAAGUACGCCAAGCUUGGAUGAAAACAUUGGCUCUGAAGAGAAACAGAAACAGAAACAGCAGAAUGCUGCCGUGGGACAACAACAAAGACCGAUAUCCGUAAGCAGUAUUUCCUCCGACUCCAGUUACGAAAGUCUCAAGUUUUGGGAGACUAAGGGGAAGAUGGGUAAGGGUAUGGAGACGGGUGUCAGGGCGGGUAUGAAAACAAGUUCAAAUACCCAGAGGCAUGUUGUUACUGGGCAACGAGAGCGGUUUGCUUUUAGUGACAGCGAUGAUGACGACGAUGAUGGUAUGAACAGGAAAGAGAAAGUGAAAGAGAGAAGAGGGGAUGAAGGGCAUGGUGAUGAGUUGGAGACUAAGACUGGCGUCCAGAGUGGGAGUGGAAAUGGAAAGAGUGUGGUCAAUGCGGAUGAUUACGAGCAUCUUAUUGAUCAGUAUGCUGGGGGGUGGAGGGAGACUAUGUUCUUUGGGGAGCUGGAGGAGUAA